AUGGAAGAAGCAAUCAAUGAGUUCAUUGCUGGAAAUGGCAUUCGUUUACUUGAUUUUCUUGUUGAUACCGUGAACUCGAAUUGUGAUGCUGACGUGGAAAUCUGUUUCAAAAGCGUUUAUAAGAGAAACUAUAUUCCUUUAUUGGAAGCAUCAACAAAUCCGAGAAAUGCCAAUGCAAAUCUUAUUAGCAGACAAAUAUCUCGUGCAGCCGUUCACAUCUCAAAAUGUGCUAGAUUCAAACGUCUUAAACAAGAGAUUCUCCUCAGAAUUCGCAAAUCCACACGAUUUCGUUACGACAGCUUUGGAACGGAUUAUUCUGAAAAUUCAUUUGCUGGAACUUCAACGCUCGGCUUAGAUUUGGAACAGAGUACACGAUUUCCAGAGGAUGUGGAUACAAACACAUUGGUCCAACGAUUGGAAAAUGCUGAAUUAUCCAGCGAGAUGAGAGCUGAUUUACUAAGUUCUCUCAUGUCUCUAUCAGCAUCGACUAUCGGUAGAAGAAAAUACUUGACAAGAAUAUUGCGAAUAUGUGAGGUGACUGUAAUGGAAGAAGCUUCUUUCACGAAUACGCUGUUAUUAUUCAAAAAGUUAUUCAAUACAAAAGACUGCGAUAUUGUCACUGAUGUGUUUUGCUGUUUUGUUGCGAUACUCCCCAAUUUGCUUCAGUCAUCACUCAACGAAAAUAUCAAAUUGAAAUCGGUUAUUCUACUCUACAAGGUGAACUUCUUUCCCAUGUCAAAGAUGAUCACAUCUCUCAUCACUUAUAUUGGAAGUGUGGAUACUGGGCAUUUAAGUGCUUGCAAUCCGAUGGCGAUACUCGCUGCUCUUGAUCCAUGCGCUAGCUGGAUGCGAAUUUGGGCUCAUACAUUAUCUGCAAGAAUCGUCAUAAGAAAAUCAUUGCUAAAUUUUGCCGAAAGAAUCAAAACAUUUCUGCACGAACAAGCAUCAGUUGAUUUAAGCAGCUAUAAAUGUGUUUUUCUGCACUACUCACCAAAAGAAUUAUUUGUUCUGCUGAACACAAAUGUGAUAUCGAUGUUGUUCAUAUGGAUGAAAUACGAUGAUCUUUAUACGGUAUUCACUGAUCAAGAAUGGAUUAAACUUGUUCAAGUAGUAGUUGCGAAUCAGUUCGAUCCUCGUAACAACAUAUCGUCAAAUAAAACAAUAAUCAAAUUAUUCUAUGAGAUCACUGCAUGCAAUCGACCUGCUCAAUUCAUUUUAACGCCGACAAUCGCUCGUUUUCUCAGUAACGUUCAUUCCGUUCCUGCAAUGCGCAUCCAGCGAAUCGCUCUUCAAACUAUAAGAUAUCAACCGCAUUCAACAACAAUUGCAUUAAUUUGUAAGCAAAUCCCUCGAUUUCUAUGCAGUUCGUCGAAAACGAAACGUUAUGAAGCAAUUCUAUGUAUAGAUUCCAUGAUAAAACGAUUUGGUUGGGAUAUUGUUGAAAGUGAAAUUGACUGGGAAUUGUUCAGUACGCGAGCAGUUGAACAUCAUCAAAACCGAUGCCUAAAGGAGGUCGUUGAGCGCAUUCGUGCAUUUCACGACUUAUAUGUUGGGGAGUCAAUAAGAGCGCUGUUCAGGAAUGAAUUGACAAGAAACAGCACGUUUUCAAUUCCGCCACAUUUCAUUCAAAUUAAGAACGAAGAACGACGUUUACUUCUGAAGAAAAUAAUGCAGUUAUUUGAAGACAAUUCAGAAGAAUUCGUUGAAUACGAACAACAAACCAAAUUGAAGCUGUCGGCGCACAUUGCUGCCCUAUUAUGGCAAAAACAAACUGGCAUUGAAAUUGUGAACGAGUUAGAUUGGAGUUUUAUUCUGCAGAAAACGAUUCAAAAAGCUUAUGAGCUUAAUGAUAGCUCUAUGCUGAAUGCGCUUCAUAUAUUCACAUUCAAUCUUGAUAUCGCUAUGCAACUAAGAGAGCGCGCAAAAUUUCUCAGAAAAUUAUUUCAGGCGAUCGUACGUUGGAAGAGCAAGCAGAUUGGUGUGUACUUCGACGCAGUUUCUAUGAAAACACUCAGUUUAUUUGCAAGCAUUAUAAUCGGAGGUCCAUCCGAGAUUAUUAUAAAUUCGUCUCUGACCUCAACACCAAUCAAAAAUCCGCGGUCGAUCAUUAAAAUGAUGUACGCUGAUUAUUGCACUACUGCAAAUGACAAGGAAGGAAUACCAAUCAGAUCAGUGAAUGAGGUGGUUAAUAUUAUGGAGAGGGACGGUUCUUAUUGUGCGUCCGAGAUGCUCACUUUUCUUGCAAGCACUGUGACGGUUGAUGACGGGACUCUAAUGGCACGAAACUGCAACGUAUCUGAUUCUCAAGAUGAAUCUGAAAUGGUCUAUUGA
Messenger RNA from Anisakis simplex (herring worm), 2331 nucleotides. NCBI's taxonomy places the organism in Eukaryota, Metazoa, Nematoda, Chromadorea, Rhabditida, Anisakidae. The record is from the annotation of a GenBank genome assembly.